This is a messenger RNA of Helicoverpa zea (corn earworm), 3265 nucleotides long. RefSeq names its product farnesyl pyrophosphate synthase-like. The transcript has 6 exons. The record is from RefSeq and is a predicted model, not a curated record. Gene Ontology annotation, cellular component: cytoplasm. Gene Ontology annotation, molecular function: (2E,6E)-farnesyl diphosphate synthase activity; dimethylallyltranstransferase activity. The coding region runs from base 232 to 1389 and encodes 385 amino acids. Gene Ontology annotation, biological process: trans, trans-farnesyl diphosphate biosynthetic process. Lineage: Eukaryota; Metazoa; Arthropoda; Insecta; Lepidoptera; Noctuidae.
UAGCAUUAACUUUGGAGGACGUCGCGGCCGCCAAAGCCAGUUUUAUAAAUAAACGUGUGCAUUUAUUCUCAGUGUAAGAGCACAUAAAUAAACAGUAAGGGAAUAUGCUAUCACACAAAUAGUUUAUGUUUUAAACUGUUCAUUUAAAACACGCAAGAUAUUAAAUAUUAAAGUGUAUUUGUCAGGAAUUCGGUCAGAGAAAGUGAUCACGUAGCUAAUAUUUAAUCAAAGAUGAAUAAAAUAAAAUUCCUUCGGUUUAUGAGUAGAACACGGACGUUAUGUGGCGGCUACAACAAAUAUCCGGGAUUUCUUCAACAGUCUUUGAAGAGACAUAUGCAGACAAGUGUCUCAAUAUCUCAAAUAAUGAAAGAAAAAGAGAUUUUUCACGAUGCACUGCCAGGUAUCAUAGACAACCUGCAAGCUAGCUCCAAGAUAUCACAACUCCCUGAAGUGGGCAACUGGGUCAGGAAGGUGCUUGAACACAAUUUGACCGGUGGCAAACAUUCAAGAGGUAUAAUCACAAUGCUAUCAUAUGAGAUGCUGGAAACACCUGAAAAAGUUACUGAUGAGAAACUCAAGUUGGCCAGGGUUCUUGGAUGGUGUGUAGAAAUGCUACAAGCCUACUUCAUAGUAGUAGACGAUAUAAUGGACAGAUCGACAACACGUCGAGGCAUGCCAUGCUGGUACCGGAUGCCGAACGUUGGUCUAGGCGCCUUAAACGACUCCAUACUCAUACAUUGUGCUAUUAUGGAAACGCUAGAGACGUACUUCGGUAAAACGGAACAUUAUGUAGAUGUUGUUCGACUUUUUAAUGAGGCACUACUCUAUACCUCAAUGGGACAACACUUGGACUUCACGACGGCCCACCACAAAAAAGACUACAGUCUAUUCACAAUAGACCGAUACGAGUCUAUUGUGAAGUACAAGACUAGUUGCUAUACCUUCAGGUUGCCUGUCCUGUUGGGGCUGGUACAGGUUCAAGAUGUUGAUAAGAGAAUGUAUGCGGAUGUUGAUGAUAUCUGCUUCAAGUUGGGCAGACUGUUUCAAAUGCAGGACGACUACAUAGACUGUUACGGCGACGAAUCGGUCACCGGCAAAGCAGGUACCGACAUCCAAGAAGGUAAGUGCUCCUGGUUAGCUGUCACCGCUUUAAAGCGCUGCAACGAUGCACAAAGAGAACUCUUCACAAACCACUAUGGCAGCGAUAAGCCAGAACACGUGGACAUUAUCAAGCGGCUUUACGGUGAUUUGAGACUCCCAGAGAUUUACCUACAAGAAGAGACUGAACUCCAUAAUGAUAUUACUUCGAAAGUGAGAGCGUUGCCCUCUGAAACCGCUCCAACGUUCUUCUUUAAGCUAAUAGACAGGAUUUAUAAGAGGAAACAUUAAUUGUUAGUCGAUAAGUCAAGCGCCGAGCAAGCUUGUUCGAUUUCUGACCCAAUAUUAUUAUCGAUUAUUUUUUCAUUCGAUUCUUUCUGUUCGAUGGUCGAUAAAGUUUGCUCGGCUAUAAAUGGAUAUUUGUCGAGAGAUUUUCAUAAUAUAUUUUUACUGUUUAAUCGUCGGUGAAGUAAUACCAAUAUUGUUUAUUUAUUUUCGGGUUAAUGUCAUGACAAUAAUAUUUUUAACGAUUAUGCUCGAUUAUUUUAAUCGAAUAUAAGUUAUGAAUGGGCAUUCUUAAUUUUUCUUUUUAUUACUAUUUUAAGAGUCACAAAAUAAAUUAAGUUGUAUGCAUAUAGAAAUUUUAUCUUAGUUAUUUACACCUUCGUACAUGCUUGUCAUUGAAUACCAGUGACUAGAAUAUCCUUCCGACCGACAUUCCAAUGUUGGUUACCCAUCACUCAUAAUAUUGACGCCAGUAUUAAGAGAUUAGAGAGAGUAUUGAGGAAUAUAUUGCUAAGUGAGCCUUAUAUUAUUAACUAAAGUCUGUCAACAAGGGAAGUUCAACGACAACCGACAAACAUAUUUUUUUUUUGCGUUCCAUUUUCAAAGUAGACGGACGUUUAUAUUGUCGAUGAAAAUCGGUUUAGUUUGUUAUAGUUAACAGUCGAGAGGAUGUUAUUUUGACUGUGAUUAUUUUGAAUAAUAACUGAAAUGAUAAAUAAUGAACGUUACCGUUUCUUGUUUAUGUGUAUCAAUGUGUUAAUUAGAUGACAAAUAUUAAAGACGGCAAUUCAGUACUCUUGUUAGAUUUAUGUGCCAAAUACAAUAUACAUAGAAAAAAAAAGAGUGCAUCUGGAAACUCAGUCAGCCUUACUACAAAAACUUAAACAUCUGUUGAACACUUGUCUAAAAAAAUUGUAGCUGCAAAAUGGACUUUAUUUCAACGUCAUAAUCUGUCAUUUUUUAGAAAAGUGUUGAACAGACGUUUAAAAGUUUUUGUGGUAAGACGGAGUAUGUUUAGGUUUGAAUAUGUUUUUAUUUGAAAAAAAAGAUAAGUUUUUCUAUAUACAUAAAUUGAGAACGCGAGGAAUUAAAUACUGUUUUUAAAGAGCUUGUAUUCGAUUCUAAAUCUUGAAUGAAAAUAAAAUUCAUAACAUUAGUCGAGCUCGUUACCUAUGGUGCUUUUAUCAUACAUGUAAUGUUGUAAUAAAAUAAAAGGAAGUCUGUAUAGAGAACCAUAAAGACCUAGAGAGGUAAUAUUAUUUUUGAUUAAGGGUUAACGUAUAAAGCUAUUUAUAAAAUUGGGCAUUUUUUAUUUAUUUUCGGAAUUAGCUAUGAACGCAAGGUAUAAUGUUUAUGAGAUGCACGGAGUCCAGCACAUCAACCUACCUCAAUCUGUCAAAUUUCUUCAAUAGAUUUUCAACCUUAUCGCAAUAGUGGAGGUUCGAUUGGUAAAAUUUGACAGAUUCGGGUAGGUUGACCUGCUGGCGUCUGUACCUUCACAUUGUAAAUAUUUUAAAUCUUGAAUAAAGACUUUUGGCGCCUUUAUAAUCUGUGUUGAAUGAUUGAAGAAUUAUAUUUAUUAUGUUAAAACCUUUGUUUGUGACUUUGUGUAAACGGGUUUAAGGGCAUGUUAUUGUUUGGCAUAUUAGCAUAUAUAUAAUUUAUGUUGUGCGGUAAUUAUUGUAAUUUUAACUUCAUCGCUCAUAAUUUCAGUAAGCUUUAUAUUGAUGACUUUGGUGUCAAAAUACAGAAGACUUAUAUUAAUAGGUAUGUAAUUAAAAUUAUAUGCAGGCAAUGUACUCUUUAUACAUAUUAUGUAUAGUCGCCCAAAAAUGUGCACUACCCUUUGUGUGUGAUUUAUUAAAACGUUUUGAAACAACAA